AUGGAGUGUUUUCAUAAUGAUGUCGACAAUGGUAGCCGCUGUUUCUCAUCCUUUUGCUCGAAUAAUUAAAUCCAAUUUUUUAGAUUUCUCCACUAUUAGAAAACACAAUUCGGAGCUGGAUAUUUGCUUGGAUAGCGUGGUCAACAAAGCAUCGUCGGCGAGUCGUGUUUCGGUGAACACAGCGUUGUCGGUGGAGACUGUGGAGCCGAAUCUGAAUGCGGACGCGGAUCCGUCGUUAGGCACCCGAAUCUCAUUCAGCACGGCGUCCGAGAUCAGCGAGAACGAGCCGAGCAAGACUAUUGGUACUGUUUCCGAGUGGAAGUCAACCCGAUCCCUGUGAUUGCAGACGAUUACUGCUCGUCCGUCCUUCGGAUGCCUCCAAAAGUAUGGAAGAAUGAGAGAGGCGUCUUGCGCUUCGAAAUGAUUGCCGACGGACAGAAAGUGGUGGUGCUCGACUCGCUGGAAUGCAUGCAACGCCUGGAAUCUUCCACUCUCGAGCCCGUCUUCUUCGAUUCGCGUCUCUAUUUGGGAGUGUCUGAUUCUGUUGACUUGGAGUACGAAGAUUCGGAAGACGUUCGCACAGCCGAUCUGGGUCCCUCUUUCUCGCAAUUCCCUCAGUUCCUGUCCGAAAUGAAAGAGAAACAAUAA
Messenger RNA from Caenorhabditis sp. 36 PRJEB53466, 648 nucleotides. The record is from the annotation of a GenBank genome assembly. NCBI's taxonomy places the organism in Eukaryota, Metazoa, Nematoda, Chromadorea, Rhabditida, Rhabditidae.